Vanrija pseudolonga is the source of this 860-nucleotide messenger RNA. RefSeq lists its product as uncharacterized. The record is from RefSeq and is a predicted model, not a curated record. Lineage: Eukaryota; Fungi; Basidiomycota; Tremellomycetes; Trichosporonales; Trichosporonaceae. The coding region runs from base 1 to 834 and encodes 277 amino acids. The transcript has 4 exons.
AUGGCCCUCAGACCACACCUGCACCUCCUCGUGCCCUCCUCCACGGCCUCCGUGGCGAUCGAAACGCGCAUCUACCUGCCCCCAGCGCUCGUGGCCACCGUGGGCGCGUUCGCGCCGGUCUCGACCUCGACCAGCUCGCGGCCGAGCCCGAUCGCCGAACUGCCCGGCGGCGCGCGCAAGGCGCUCAGCGACAUUACGCGGGUCGUGACGGCCGCGCAUCCGUGGGCCAAGCUCGGCGGGAACAUGCUCUUCCCGGUGGUCGCCGAGCACGUGCCCUCCGCCGUGUUGGGCAGCGCCGUCGGCGACACGGCGCUCGUGGCCACGUUCAACGUGCGCGGUGUUGGCGCCUCGGGCGGGUCAGGCGCGUGGCUCGGCUUUGGGAUCGGGCACGACGCAGACGACUUUGCUGCUGUCGAGGCUGCCGUCGCGGGGCUGGUCGGCCGGCCAAAGCUGUACCGGCUUGGAUACUCGUACGGCACGUUACUGGCGCUGAACGCGCCGCGCCCAGAAGCGGGGGUGAAGCGCACGAUGCUCCUCUCGCCCGCGCCAACGCUCUUCAAGGCCCUCACGCUCCUCUCUGGCCCUUCAUUCGCGCAGGGCCUCGAAGCCGCACUGGGAGACACGACACCGCGCAGCCUCUGGCUGGUGUAUGGCACAGCAGACGACUUUACCGGCGCCGAGACGCUGCGCCAGCUCGGCGGGGACGAGAAGGAGCGUAUCGUGCGUACCGAGAUCGAAGGGUGCGGGCACUUUUACGCGCGGGCGCAGGACGCGCGCCAGCUCAUCGCCGCCGUGGAUAGCUGGAUCAGCGACGACGCGGCGAGCAGGCUGUAACUUUGCAUUCUGCAUCGAUGUUGUAC